This is a messenger RNA of Triplophysa dalaica, 1735 nucleotides long. It is a transcript of the gene rab1ab, whose product is annotated as RAB1A, member RAS oncogene family b. Gene Ontology annotation, molecular function: GTPase activity; GTP binding. The record is from RefSeq and is a predicted model, not a curated record. Lineage: Eukaryota; Metazoa; Chordata; Actinopteri; Cypriniformes; Nemacheilidae. Bases 160 to 768 code for a protein of 202 amino acids. The transcript is spliced from 6 exons.
UCAGCCAUUUUGGGAUCCAACCGACUAGCUUUUGCGGCAGUAGCUAGCUAGCUAGUUACUUUUUAAUCGAAGGAAAGGUUAUUGUUUCUAGUUCGUCUUCACGCUGUGGUGUUGGAGAUUUGUUAGAAAAGCAGCUGUUGUCACAGUGUCGAGUCCACGAUGAAUCCCGAAUAUGAUUAUUUAUUCAAGCUGCUCUUGAUUGGUGACUCUGGUGUUGGAAAGUCUUGCCUUCUCCUCAGAUUUGCAGAUGACACAUACACAGAAAGCUACAUUAGCACUAUUGGUGUGGACUUUAAAAUAAGAACUAUAGAAUUAGAUGGAAAGACCAUCAAACUUCAAAUCUGGGAUACAGCAGGGCAGGAGAGGUUUCGCACAAUCACAUCCAGCUACUACAGAGGCGCACAUGGCAUUAUAGUAGUCUAUGAUGUUACAGAUCAGGAGUCCUUCAAUAAUGUUAAACAGUGGCUACAGGAGAUUGAUCGCUAUGCCAGUGAAAAUGUUAACAAAUUAUUGGUUGGCAACAAGUGUGACUUAACAACAAAAAAAGUGGUGGACUACACGACAGCAAAGGAAUUUGCUGAUUCCCUUGGAAUUCCUUUCUUGGAAACUAGUGCUAAGAAUGCCACCAAUGUAGAGCAAGCCUUCAUGACCAUGGCUGCUGAAAUCAAGAAGAGAAUGGGUCCCGGAGCAACAACUGGAGGUGCUGAGAAGUCCAACGUGAAGAUCCAGAGCACUCCAGUGAAACCUGCAUCUGGAGGCUGCUGCUGAGGCCCCUGCCCCCCAAACCCCUCAUCUCGGUCCCUGGAUCAUGGAGCAAGCCCAACCAUUUGAGGAAGAGAGAGGAAUAGAGCAUUUGUUAUGGAGCAAAGAGUGAAUGUGGAGAAUAGAACGAAUUAAAAGAGUGUGAAACAGGCAACAAUUUAACUUACCCAAGUUGUACUGUAUGUAGCCGCACUACCAAAAAACAUUGAAAAAUCCCCCGCCCCCUUCCCUAUUCAAAAAAAGAAAACUGAUAAGAGGUCAGAGAUUUGGUAACGGUCAGCCCCCUUCACCCCUGCCUCCUGUCAGGGGCUGCUUUUAACCAAUCCUACCCCAAGUAUGGAUGGAUUUCAUUUUCAGUCAUUGAUUUUAAAUCCUCUGUGUGCAGGUUUCUAAGAAUAAUGUGUGUAUUUAUCUCACUGCAUUCCUACUGCAGGGCUGGUCUGUGGUCAAAAUUAGAAGUUUUCUUUUUCUUGUUGAUUAUUUUACUGUUUAUAUUUGCAUGUGUAGGUUUCUGUCCCCAUGGAUAAUGUUUUGCCCAACUGGAUGAGAGUGGUUCACAGUCCAACAUCAGUUUAGUAAAAUAUAUGUACAUACACAAUAUGUAUAUAUAUGUAAGAUCUGAAAUGACAGCUCUUUAGAGUUAAAUACACAAUUUAUGUUGUUUUACCUUCUUUUGCAUUUAAUUUGUUGCUGCAGACACUUGUAGUUUUGCUGCGCAGUUGUAACAGUUAACAAACAAAUAAAUAUUGUACGACCAUACUGUGCAAAAUCGGUAUGUCUGCAAUUCUUGGUGGGACAUGUUAAAACCCAUGGUUGUAUUUAUUCAACAUUUAUAAGCAAAUAUUGCUCCAUUUAUCUACAAUCUCUCAAUAUUGCCCUUUACCUGCGGAAUACACGUCUCAACAACAAUUUCACAGUCUCAUGUGACCCAAACACUAUGUUCUCUUUUUCAUAAUAAAGUCAAAUGAAUACA